Caenorhabditis elegans is the source of this 1571-nucleotide messenger RNA. It is a transcript of the gene cox-10, whose product is annotated as Protoheme IX farnesyltransferase, mitochondrial. The record is from RefSeq and is marked reviewed. Gene Ontology annotation, molecular function: protoheme IX farnesyltransferase activity; transferase activity, transferring alkyl or aryl (other than methyl) groups. Bases 22 to 1215 code for a protein of 397 amino acids. Gene Ontology annotation, cellular component: membrane; mitochondrial membrane. NCBI's taxonomy places the organism in Eukaryota, Metazoa, Nematoda, Chromadorea, Rhabditida, Rhabditidae. The transcript has 10 exons. Gene Ontology annotation, biological process: heme A biosynthetic process; heme biosynthetic process.
ACAACUCGGGUCCCCAAAAAAAUGCUCAGCAGGCAUAUAUUAAUGUGCUCUCGGGUGGGCUUCACGCCGUCGACUAGUCAAGCAGUUUUCCACACUUCCGCAGUAAAUUCCGUGCUUCCCAGGGCAAAACCGCUAGACGAGGAAAUGCCGUUGGCUUCGCCGAAAAAACCACGUCCAGACACGCAAAUUUUAGAUUUAUCCGGAAAACGACACAAAAAAGAUAUCGAUAUAAUUGUCGGCGAUCAAUAUCUACAGCAAUGGUAUAAAAUGGAGACUAAAAAUCUGGCGGCCGACUAUUUGGCGCUUUGCAAGUCAAAAUUGAGUCUUUUCGUUGCUUCUACAGCUACCUGUGGAGUUUUAAUGGCGCCAGUGCCAGUUGCCGCUGACUCGCUGAUCGCCGCCACUGUUGGCACAUUUCUGCUCUCAUCGGCUGCAAAUGCGUGUAAUCAACUGCUAGAGGCUCCGUAUGAUGCACAAAUGAGAAGAACACAGACGAGAGUUUUAGUUGUGCAUAGAUUCUCUCCACUUCACGCCUUCACGUUUGCCGGAGUCACUGGGCUCACUGGAAUCGGGCUUCUCGCGUAUUAUGCGAACCCGUUGGCUGCGGCUCUUGGAGCUCUUAACUGGUUUAUUUAUGCAGGCGUCUACACUCCGAUGAAACGUUCUCAUAUCGGAUGCACAUGGGCCGGAGCCGUAGUUGGAGCAAUUCCACCACUAAUGGGAUAUGCUGCAGCCACCGGGUACCUGGAUCCGGCUGCCUGGUGCCUGGCAACUAUUCUUUUUUCAUGGCAAUUUCCACAUUUUAAUGGUCUUAGCUGGAAUUUGAGAGGCGAUUAUAGUAAGGCCGGCUACCGCGUAAUGUGUGUGACAAAUGAGCGGUUGUGCCGUGUGACGUCACUUCGUCACAGUGUUGCUCUACUCGGAUUGUGCUCCAUCGCUGCUCCGCUUACAGACUUGACAACGCUCACCUUUGCUAUAGAUUCUCUUCCAGUGAACGCGUACCUCGUCUACCUAUCCUACAAAUUCUACAAGGCUCCCGACGCGAAAAACAGUCGAAAAUUGUUCUUCUACUCACUGUUACAUCUGCCGCUGGUCAUGUUACUGAUGGGAAUUAGUAAUUAUGGACGAAAUGAGCAGCAAAAAGAGCACAUUUCGGAUCGAAUUUCGAACGGCUACAACAAAAUGGUGGAUUCGGUGAAGAGCUUCUCGUUAUAACCAAUUUAAUUUUUUUGUUGGUUCAAUUUCUCCAUAAUUCAGCCCCCCAAUUGAUUGUAGAUAUCUAGUAGAAACGUAUAUAUUUAGUAGUUUUUCUGGAAUUUUUAUGCGGAUUUUUUUUGAAAGUGACUCGUAAAAAUUCCAAAUUUUUUUGAGAAAUCUCUGAAUUUAAAAAAAAAAUGCGAUUUUUAAAGCAAUUUUUGGGGAAAAAGUCGAAAUUUUUCGCUUAAAAAUUCCAGAUUUUUUAGAAUUUUUAAUUAAUUUUUUUAUUUUUUUUUGUUGUAGGCCCUGAAAACUACGCGUUAUUGUUCUUUUUUUUGUUUUUUCCCAUGUUUUUUUUCAGCAAAAAAUGUUUU